Messenger RNA from Drepanopeziza brunnea f. sp. 'multigermtubi' MB_m1, 1362 nucleotides. RefSeq lists its product as uncharacterized. The record is from RefSeq and is a predicted model, not a curated record. Gene Ontology annotation, molecular function: mRNA binding. NCBI's taxonomy places the organism in Eukaryota, Fungi, Ascomycota, Leotiomycetes, Helotiales, Drepanopezizaceae. Gene Ontology annotation, cellular component: nucleus.
AUGUUCAUUGGUGGAUUGAAUUGGGAGACGACCGAUCAGUCACUCAAGGAUUAUUUCUCUCAAUUUGGUGAAGUUUUGGAGUGCACCGUCAUGAGAGAUGGCGCUUCAGGCCGCUCUCGUGGCUUUGGCUUCCUGACGUUCAAGGAUGCUCGUACUGUUAACAUCGUGAUGGUUAAGGAACACUACCUCGAUGGCAAAAUUAUUGACCCCAAGAGGGCAAUUCCCCGAGAUGAGCAAGAACGCACAAGCAAGAUCUUUGUCGGUGGUGUCAGCCAGGAGGCCACUGAACAGGAUUUCAAGGAGUACUUCAUGCAGUUCGGACGAGUUGUUGAUGCCACCCUCAUGAUGGACAAGGACACCGGUAGACCUCGGGGCUUCGGCUUCGUCACAUUCGAUAGCGAGGCAGCCGUCGAUGCUUGUCUCGACUCGCCUCUCGAGAUUCUCGGUAAGCCAAUCGAAGUCAAGAAAGCUCAACCUCGUGGCAACAUGAGAGAAGAGGAAGAGGCUCGUGGUGGUCGAGGUGGAAACCGUUUCCGCAAAGGAGGCAUUGAUGAGAACCAGAAUGCCAAUCAAGCCCAGCAAGGUGGGGGUAACCAGAUGGCUCCUGGCAUGACUCCUCAGUUGAUGGCGCAGUACUGGCAACGAAUGCAACAAUACUUUGCCAUGAUGCAACAGCAAAUGGCUAUGGGUGGCGGACGAGGAAUGCCGGCUAUGCCAGGUGGUAUGAACCCAGCUAUGAUGAUGCAGAUGCAGCAAAUGCAAGCUAUGCAGGCCCAGAUGCAACAAGCAGGAGGAAAUCGCAGCCAGAGUCCCCAGAGCCCUGUUACGGCGAUGAACGGUAUGCAAGGCAUGAAUCCAGCUAUGAUGCAACAGAUGCAACAGAUGCAGCAGAUGCAAAUGCAAGGCAUGGGCGGUGGAGGAGGUGCUGGCAUGGCCGGAGGAAACAACUAUGCUGCAGGUGGUGGAAGCAACCCCGGUGGUCGAAUUGGCACCCCAGGAUACAAUGCUUAUGAGCAACAGAUGUUUGAGCAGCAGAAGUAUGAGCAACAACAGAUGCGACGCAACCAGGGCGGCUAUGGCCAGGCUCAGCAGAAUGGCUACGGCAGUGGUCCAACUUCUUGGGAGGGCAUGUACGACGAUGUUCCGCAACCCAUUGUUCCCAGCGGAGGUGGUGGGCGUGGAGGAUUUCAGGGUGGUGCUCGUGGUGGAAGCAAUAGAGGCUCGGUUCCGCCUCAGAACGGUCCUGCUAGUGCUCCUCCUGCCAAUGCACCCACUGGGCCGAAGAAUGCUGGCAAGCCGGGUGCAAAUUAUAGGGGCGGAGGACGGGGAAACAACCGGGGCUUCCAUCCAUACGCUCGGUGA